Owenia fusiformis is the source of this 521-nucleotide messenger RNA. NCBI's taxonomy places the organism in Eukaryota, Metazoa, Annelida, Polychaeta, Sabellida, Oweniidae. The record is from the annotation of a GenBank genome assembly.
UUAGCAUGCUUAAGCGGUAUCUGAGUAUUAAGUCACUAUGAACAUUGUUUAAGUCGUAGAUGUUAAAACUACUUCCUUGACAUAUUUCAUCUCGUUCAGAACUACCUUUAGGCUUAUUUCUCAAUCGAUCAGCACUGAUUACAUGGGCGAAAUUCCGGAAUACUAAGCUUGGACACUGCGCAGGCGAUACCACAUUAAGUAAUGACGACGAAAGUACUUUCGUUUUCACUCGAAAAUCCAGACAGAGGUUCAACGGAUAUCAGACAAAACAUGCGAAGCGGGAAAUUCAGACGACUUUCAAUUUCUGAGAAAACGGAGGAGAUCGAUGAUCUAUUUUCGAUACCGGAUAGACGACGACUGUUUAUUGGUAUUAUAGUUGGUGUGUGUGUACUUGUCGGAGGGUUGAUAUUAGUCUUGAUAGUGGAGGUAAUUAUUGAGGCCUCAAAUGAUACCGAACCUCAGCCAAGAAACACUGUAUUUGCCCCACAAAUCAAACCAUAGUACACUAAAAGGUAGGACUA